Schistosoma spindalis is the source of this 660-nucleotide messenger RNA. The record is from the annotation of a GenBank genome assembly. Lineage: Eukaryota; Metazoa; Platyhelminthes; Trematoda; Strigeidida; Schistosomatidae.
AUGGAGGAAAACGAUCAAUCGCAGAAUAUACCUUUAUUAUGCCGUAAAGGAUGUGGAUUUUAUGGCAGUCCUAAUUUUGAUGGAUUUUGUUCCAAGUGUCAUCGCAGUAUGCAGGUCCAGGCGGAAAAUGUACAGGCAGUCUCUCGCGUAACUUCCGACUUCGAAGAUAAGCUGUCUCCUGAAAGAAGUGUAAAGAUUACAGCCUCUUCAGGUGAAAAUUUCUCCAAACGUGAUUCAGCAUUGGUACCUCCUGUGACCAUCAAGAUUUCUUCCGAUCCUCAUACAGAUUCUUCGCUGAACCUUAAUGCAGAAUCAAAUCUAACCCUUGCAUCAUCAGCUCCUGAACUGCGUACAGAGACUAAAGUAGCUUCCAUUGGGUUGCCGGACUCGUUAAAUGAUGAUCUAAAGUCGGAUAGUAAACCAGAUUCUCCUGCAUCCACGUCCUCUUCUGGACCAGCAACGAAAACCAGACCACGCUGCGCUGUGUGUCACAAACGUGUGGGUUUAACAGGUUUCAGUUGUCGCUGUGGUGGCCUUUACUGUAGCAUUCAUCGCUACUCUGAUGCACACAAUUGUUCCUAUGAUUACCGCGAAUCAGGUCAAGAAGAAAUUCGUCGUUCUAAUCCUCAAAUAGUUUGUCAGAAAGUUCAAAAAAUUUGA